AGCGACUGGCGAAUACCGUCCAGUACCCCCCUGCCCACCACGGACAACUAGAUCGUCCGACAUUUAUACGAGGGUUGUAUUUGUUGGAGCGAUAACGGUUGAUAGACGGCUAUGUCCGCACAUAACCACAUAUCCAGAGGGCCGUGGCCCGUUCUCUCUCGGUUGAGAGAUCGACCGGAACAUUCGAGUAUGGCAUAUAAUCAUAUAUCGCCAAGGAGAUUGGACCGUAGGUGGGAUUACAAGGGGUGUCCGGCAGGACUGCGUCAAAUUUCAAUUCGGAGGACAAGUAGGGCCGAACCAACGCCCGCCGCAGCCUCCGGAUGCACCCCCAACCGCCCCCGGCAGCAUCCGACCGUGGAAAAAGAAGAGAACAGAGGAAGAAUGCGUAUCCAGGUCUUAAACAACCCGCAGCCUCCCGCCCGCUCGGCGGCCAUUGGCGGAGAAACUCCCGUUUCCAUGGAAACGAGGAGGGAACGGGCCUCCGAGCCGGCCUGAUUCAUCGGCACCUAGAGAUGUUUUAAUGUUGCCUUUAUUCAAAUUAACGGCCUCCAAUAUUUUAUAAGAAUAAAACUCCGAAGCGCCGUACGUCUCUUAAAUUGGUCUGCAUGCCUCGGGAGAACGAGGAGUUUUCCCCCCCGGUCCCCCCCCCGACCCCGGUCGGAAGAUACGAGGUUACGGGCGCGCCGGACCCCCUCGCUGCGCCCGUAAAUCAGGUGGGCCUCCGGGCGGAAUUUCUCGUUUUCCGCUUAUCGUCCAACUCGGGAACGAUGGUGGAUAAACACCUAUCUGCGUUUUUGUCGUAAGGUCGCGGCGGGUCUUCUUUUUAUUUUUUACGGCAGGCCGUAAUGAAUUCUCGCGGGGGGGACCUUGAUUGGGUCGUUGGGAACGGGUCCGGUCGACUACCGUGCGGAAAAAACGGUCGCGUGGGUUUGCGUAUUACGUUACCGGUCCAUUAGGACGAUCGGAGUCGAUUAUAUUAUCGGAUUUAUUCAAUCCGUUCGAUAGCGAUGUAAAUAUGGGGUGUCCGGUGUGGGAAAGUCGUAGAAGUGCUUUAAAGUGGGUGGUUUCGAUGUUCUCGAUGAAAAAAACUCUUUUCCUACAGGCGUUUUGAAAGUAUCACUUUCCAGAUACAUUCAAGCACAUGAAU
Molecule: messenger RNA, 1147 nt
Organism: Coccinella septempunctata (seven-spotted ladybird)
Lineage: Eukaryota; Metazoa; Arthropoda; Insecta; Coleoptera; Coccinellidae
Exons: 2
Coding region: 112-495 (127 amino acids)
Source: RefSeq, a predicted model, not a curated record